Vigna radiata var. radiata (mung bean) is the source of this 323-nucleotide messenger RNA. RefSeq lists its product as uncharacterized. Bases 19 to 315 code for a protein of 98 amino acids. The transcript has a single exon. NCBI's taxonomy places the organism in Eukaryota, Viridiplantae, Streptophyta, Magnoliopsida, Fabales, Fabaceae. The record is from RefSeq and is a predicted model, not a curated record.
AGCAAUUAAUCUGUGAGGAUGGGAAACUGUUGCAAGGCAGCUUCAUCAAGCAAGGUGUUUGAUGAAGGUCAUCCGGGGAAAGUGCAGAAGGAGAAGCUGAUGGAAGUGCUGGGAGUUUCUCCUGAUGCGAAUGGGAAAGUGAAGAUAAAGAUAUCAAAGAAGGAGUUGGCAGAAUUGUUGGAUAAGCAGGAAGAUGUUGAUGGGCGAGCUUCUGCUGAACAAGUUCUGCUUGGCUUAAUGAGAAAGGCGAGAGAAAAUGAUGGUGGUCACAGAUUGUGGAGGCCUGUUCUAGAGACUAUUUCUGAGGAUAUUUGAGCGGUUGU